Messenger RNA from Vitis riparia (riverbank grape), 856 nucleotides. RefSeq lists its product as uncharacterized. The coding region runs from base 119 to 589 and encodes 156 amino acids. NCBI's taxonomy places the organism in Eukaryota, Viridiplantae, Streptophyta, Magnoliopsida, Vitales, Vitaceae. The transcript is spliced from 4 exons. The record is from RefSeq and is a predicted model, not a curated record.
UUUUCAGAAGCGUAAAAAUAUUAUUAUUGAAGUGUCAUAGAUUCCCCGUAAUCACAUUUUGUGAGGUUCUCGGUUUCAACGGCAGCGAAGUUGGAGUGGACGUUGCAGAUUCACCCAUAUGGCACUAAGAACUCUCAGUCUGGUAUCGGCUGUCCGAUGCGACGGCGUUCCUCACCGGAGUUCAAACUCUUUGCCCCAUUUAUCUAUCUCAAAGCCAUCUUGGGUGGUCAGAACUGAGUCAAAUGUUCGGAAAACACAAAGAAGAAUGCCAGAUUCACCUUGUGAAGUCUGCAAAGGGAGUGGAAGAGUUGAUUGCCACCAUUGUCAAGGAAGAGGCAGAACAAACUGUGUUCAACUAAUAAUGCUUCCUAAAGGGGAAUGGCCAAAAUGGUGCAGGACUUGUGGUGGAAGUGGCCUCAGCUACUGCUCCCGAUGCCUUGGGACUGGAGAGUACAGGGACAUAAUGGGCUUCCAUUUCAUGAAGAGAGGCACUGAUCAGUCCCCAGAUCACAAAAAUUCCCAGGUUUGUGAUAACCCAAGGCCUCAUAGUACAGCUGAUUUACUUAUAAAUGAAGAACAAAGGAAAUAACAAAUUUUAUUUCAAACCAUGAAAUGGUAUUUUAUAGUCUGAGUAGCAAAUUUAGCUGUACAUCAUGGGAAGAAUGGAAAUUUUUUAACUUAACAUCAUCAAAAACAAACUAGCAUGUCACAGAAUGGUUAAGCCUCUCCCUAGAAUGGCAUUUUCUUGUGGAUUUUCUGUUUUUGUUCAAGGAGCCAUGAUCAGGGUGAAAUCUUGUGUUUGCUUGUUGGAAAUGAUAAUGGUUAUUGGCUUAUAAUUAUUUUGAUUUUCUACUUA